Tetranychus urticae (two-spotted spider mite) is the source of this 1659-nucleotide messenger RNA. RefSeq names its product RIO kinase 2 (gene RIOK2). NCBI's taxonomy places the organism in Eukaryota, Metazoa, Arthropoda, Arachnida, Trombidiformes, Tetranychidae. Gene Ontology annotation, molecular function: ATP binding; protein serine/threonine kinase activity. Gene Ontology annotation, biological process: maturation of SSU-rRNA; protein phosphorylation. Gene Ontology annotation, cellular component: cytosol; preribosome, small subunit precursor; nucleus. The record is from RefSeq and is a predicted model, not a curated record.
GUAAAGAAACCAGAGGUAAACAAAAUUUGUUACUCUAACCAUGUGUUAAAUUCAUUGAGUUUAUUUCAAUUAUUCAAACGUUAUUUCUAAUUGUGUUACAAAAUGGUUAAGCUUGACGCAGAUUUGUUGAAAUAUUUAGAAAGUGAUGAUUUUCGAGUCUUGACUGCUGUUGAAAUGGGAAUGAAGAACCAUCAACUGGUACCUGGUUCUUUAAUCGCUUCUAUUGCCAGUUUACGUGGUGGUGGUACCUCUAAAAUACUCCAUAAUUUAACUAGAAAUAAACUACUAGUUUAUGAAAGGGGUAAAAAGUAUGACGGUUAUAGAUUGACUUUUCAUGGUUAUGAUUAUCUUGCUCUUAAUGUUCUCAGUCAUCGUAAAAUUAUUACGCAUAUUGGAAAUCAAAUAGGAGUUGGUAAAGAAUCUGAUGUUUAUAUUGGAGCUAAUGAUGAAGGAGAAAGAUUUGCUAUCAAGCUUCAUCGUUUAGGUCGAACAUGUUUCCGAAAAGUUCAUGAUAAACGAGACUAUCAUAAAGGUAAAAUUCACAAUUGGAUUUAUAUGUCAAGACUCUCUGCGAACAGGGAAUUCUCUUUCCUAAAAGCUCUCCAUGAAAGAGGUUUUCCAGUGCCUAAACCUAUUGAAAUAAAUCGUCACUGUAUUGUCAUGGAGUUGAUUGAUGGAAAGCUAUUGAGCCAUGUUGCCGAUAUCGAAGAUAAGCCGGCUCUUUACGAGAAUUUGAUGAACUUGUUGCUUUCUCUUGCCAAUGAUUAUGGUGUUGUCCAUGGUGAUUUUAAUGAGUUCAACAUAAUGCUUGAAAAUGAAACAGCAAAACCUAUUUUAAUCGAUUUUCCACAAAUGAUCAGCACCAAUCAUAAAAUGGCAAGAGAGUAUUUUCAAAGAGACGUUGAUUGUAUUGUUAGUAUUUUCAAAAGAAAAUAUCACUUUGAAAGUGAAGAGAUACCAAACUUCGAUAAGGAUGUCAUCGUUAACGAAAAUGAUGAAGGAAUAAUAAACAAAUUAUCAGCUGAAGCUAACGAAUACGAGCCUGUAAUCAACGAUAGUUAUGUGGACAUGGAUUCUGAGCAACCGAAAUAUUCUCAAGAAAAUUGUGAUGACUCGAAAGAUAAAGAUACACAUCAUGAUAAGUCAGAUACAAAUGAAAACAAUGGAGAAAGAAUAAAAAUCAUCGACCAAAAUAAUUCAGUUAUAUCUGAAAGACAAACUAGUUAUAGUUUCAGUUCCGAUGGAAGCUAUGAAGAUUCCAAAAUGCCAGCUACGGAUGGUUCAAAAGCGACUUAUUCGGUUGCAGGAAGCACUUUCACGACUGAAGAAAUAAAAGCAAAAGUGAAAAAAGAAUUCGCCAAUCGCAUCAGGCGUGAGGAAUUGCGAACAGCAUCUAAAAGUAUCAAAGGAGAAGAUUCUGCCGUUCGAAGACAAAGACGUGACAAUAGUCUAAGAAUUAAGGAAGACAAAGCUUUCGGAAAUCAAGAUUGGUUUGUACAGUAAAUUGUGCAAUAAAUUAAAAUCAUUGAUAUUUUCAAGUAAAAUUUGAUUUUUGAGAUUUUUUGGAACGGUAUAUCGCUUGGAAUAAUGAACAAAGUUAUCGUUGUGAAUGUGCUGAAUUUUAUAUUAAACUCAAUUGUGAUAACUUUUGAAAAUCGA